Molecule: messenger RNA, 1570 nt
Organism: Pseudoliparis swirei
Lineage: Eukaryota; Metazoa; Chordata; Actinopteri; Perciformes; Liparidae
Gene: rhno1
Product: RAD9-HUS1-RAD1 interacting nuclear orphan 1
Exons: 3
Coding region: 108-1001 (297 amino acids)
Biological process (GO): cellular response to ionizing radiation; DNA damage checkpoint signaling; recombinational repair
Cellular component (GO): chromosome; nucleus
Source: RefSeq, a predicted model, not a curated record
AACGACAAAGGAAUAACUAACGUUUUCUACACGCAUUCAUUGUUUUCUAUAAUGGGCAUGUUUUGCGCGAAGUAUUGCAUUUUGGUUUUCGGGGAUGAUUUCUAUUAAUGCCCCGUAAAGCCUUAAAGACAGAGAAGCCUCCCCUGCUGUUCUUGGAGCAGCCUGUGUGUGGAGCCAGACUCCAAAAUGUGCCUGAAGUCCGAUCAGCACUCAACCCAAAAGAGUUUUUCACAGAGACACAGAACAGCUCAGCUCUUAAUUAUUGGGUACGACCAGAAUUCGACCCUGCAGCUGCUCUGCCGGUGCGACGAGGGAGAAGAAAAUGUCCCCCUGCCACAAGCAUCCUUGACGGUUGCAGUCAGUUGUCCAGAAAGAAGAGCGUGUGCACAUUCCCCUCAUUAUCGUUUCAGACAAGGUCAAGAGACCAACCUCAUCAACCGAAGAGCACACACGCAAAGAAAUCUACGGAGUCCACUGUCGUGUCUGACGCAGGAAAUCGGCCACGGGGAUCAUGCCGAAUCAUGAGGGCGGUUUCAAGUGCACAGCACUCUGACACGCCAAAGAAACAGACGGCCUCAAUCAGAAAAGGGAAUGUGGAGAGAUUUCCUAAUGGCGCUGCAUCCUCGAGCAGAUGUUCGGAGCAGCCUAAAACUCCAUCUAUUCGAGUGAAGGGGAAAUGCAGAAUUUCAGCAGAUAGGGUGUCAACGCCUGCCUCCAAUGAGUUCAGCACCACUGAGGUCAGCAGUGUCAGUCCACCACCUGAUGUGGACACUCCAAAACUAACUCAAGGAGGGAUUAGAUGUCCCCCCUUCACCUCUCGACAAUUGCUACCGCCUCAGCCAUGUACACCACCAUGUAAUCAGCCACCGGACAUAUUAGUGCCUGACACGCCAGAGCAGGAUUACGGGGUGAAGGUGACAUGGAGGAGGAGGAGGGGUUUUAUGAUGUUGUUAAAAGAGAGGGGCCAUCUUUCUGAUUCAGAUGUUUUAAUUAACAGCUGAUGUUGAGAUUGUGUAAGAAGAUGAUGAGGCAAUGUCAGCAGAGAAUGUCCCUGAUUAUUUAUCUGAACACUUCUGUGACCGGAACAUUUUUUAUUUUAUUGCACUAAAGGGAGCUGCUGCAGUUUAAAGUCAUCACAUUUCUGUUCAUGGACUGUUCACUUUGAUUUAACGUCAAUAUGACAAGCCAAGGACAUUAGGAAAUAACUCACCAUCACACACCUCCCACACACCAAAAUCAAGUGAUGGACCAAUUAACAUUGCAAUAAUUACAGCAGUAUCCAAAUUCCAAGCUUUUUUCAUCAAUGAGAAAUGAUCUAGCCUCAUAAUUAUAAUGUACUGUUAUAGAAUAUUUAGCAAAUUAGAGGCGGUCCUUGUAUUUGUAUUCUGUAUAAUCCUGACUUUCAGCAAAACCAGCUUUUUUGUUUGUUAUUCUUACACUCACUUUAAGUGUGGGAAAAGGUAAUGUUUAUAUGGACUAUAUUGUGCAGACUCACUCAUUUAGUCAAUGUCAUGAAAGCUUGAGUCACUGGUGUAAUAAAACAAAGGGUGAUGCUGAAAGAACAUUUGAA